GCCUUCGGCCACAGUUCCCUUUCGACCGUGGAAUAGAACGCAAUCCGGAGCCAAACCUCCCGUCCAAGUCCUGUGUGCUGGUCCAAAGUGGCAAGUUGGCGCUCUCUCCCGCUCUCAUCCGUUCGCUCCACCUCAAGUCCUGGGAUAUUACAAAAGUUCAACUUCGUGAGCAAAAGUUCGCGCCCGCAAGAAAGAGUCCUUCAACCUGCAAAAACGGUGGAGAAGGUCCUGCUCGUGAGCAGUUUGUGCACGGCCAGUAGUGAGCUGUUGUCCGUGGUGAGUGUUUGUUCGAAGAAGGAAAAGCUCCAGGAUUUUCUUUGGAUUUUUUCCCAUAGGGGAAAUUCAACGCUGAGCGUCCAAGUGUGUCAAAUUGAGUGAUAUUUUCGGUGGUUAAAUUGUGUGAAAUUUAACAGCUUGAAGUUUCGGGCAAGUCUUUCGCAGCGAAACGAAAUUUGGUGGGAAAAUUUUCCACACAAAAGAGUGAAAUCGAACCGCACGCGGAAAAUUCCCGGGAAAACCGUAGCGCGGCUUGGUGUCACGGUAUCAAGUGACGAUAAGCGCCAAGAAGAGGUGUUUAGCAAGCAAUUUCCUGCUCCAGUGUUCAAGUUUCGUCUGCUGACUGACUGACUGCCUUGUGAGCCGACAAAGGCAUUCCUGGAGUUUGGUGAACUUUCGCGAGCCGCGAGCACAGCACAGCAGGUUGCACAUCAAUUUUUCAACAGUUCAUAAACAGAUUCGGACCCCGUCGCACGAACAAAAUGAAGGCGACCGCGCUGUGGGCGGCCAUCGGAGCGGUUCUGGUGUUCAGCGGUACCGCGAACGCGUGGGGUGGCCUGUUUAACCGAUUCUCGCCGGAAAUGCUGGCCAACAUGGGCUACGGUAGCCACGGGGGAGCGUACCGGCCGCAGGCCUUUCUGCAGAACGAAAUCCUAGACGAGGACCAGCAGAACCAGCGCGUGGAGGAGGAUGUCUGCUAUGGAAAGCCCUGCUACUCCAACGAGAACUGCUGCCCAGGGCUUGUCUGCGUAAACGUCGACGGAGUUCCGCCUCUUUCAGUCAUUGGCCACUGCGUGUUCCCGCUGGGCCGCAAGUACGGCGAACUGUGCCGCCGGGACUCGGACUGCGAAUCGGGCCUCGUCUGCGACAUCUCGACCCUGAGCGGGGCCAGCGUGUGCCGGCCGCCGAUGGUGCUGGCCAAGCAGUACGCCGAGGAUUGCAUGACGUCCAGCGAUUGUGACAUCUCACGAGGACUUUGCUGCCAGGUGCAGAGAAGACAUCGACAAGUGGCCCGCAAGGUUUGCUCGUACUUCAAGGACCCUCUGCUCUGCAUUGGAACUGUUGCUGCUGAUCAGGUCAAACACGAAAUCGAGCACACCGCCGGCGAGAAACGAAUCAUCUACAACAAGCACUAAGCAGCAGCUGCGCCUAAUCUAGCGGAAGUUUAAGCCCAAAAACCGACUAACCAAAAACAAGAUGGCGGAUGGAUUCCGCUACAAGGAAAAAUCAAACGGCCCCCCAAAAACCAGAACAGAACAAAACCAAACAAAUGACAUUUAAUCAAAAGUAGUGUACAGCGUUGCAGCUGCUGCAGGCCGCAACUGGUUCGGUUUUCCAUAGUUGAACAGACAUUUUAAACCUUUAUUUUCCGCGUUUUAUCCGAGUUACCAAGUUGAAUAGUUAGGGAGAGGCUUCUACCAGGCAGGGAUGUGAAGAAAAAUAUGUGAAGUGCGCACCAAUAAGUUGGCAGAGAGUGACCCGUUAAACUAUAUACAUAUUAUACAUAUUGAUGAUGAGAAGCAAGAGUCUUUAAACAAAAAUCACACCUUUAAAAAAAACCCUAGCAGAGUUGGUUGUUUUUGCCUGACUUGGACAGCAAACGGCAAAGCAAAAAUCCAAACCAUGUAUUUACUGUGUACUGACAAACUUUAAGAAAGUUUUCACUCGUUGUGGUACCCCGUAGUUUAGAGAGAUUAUAUGAUAAAAGGAGGUUAAAAAAAACAAAGACAAAAGCAGACGACAUCCACACAGAGACACUAUGAAAAUGAAAACUAAUACAUAUCAAUCAAUGUCCUUAUUGUCCUUGCAGAUAACAAUUAAAUUGAAGCAUUUUUUUCCUUUUUAUCAAGACAAGCAACAAGUGUAAGUGUUAAGCAUAGCGUGUAACAAAAACAAAAGAGUAAACUUUUCCGACAAACCCCUCCAUUUAAGCGAGAAGGAUUAAAAACACUUAAGGAAUGAAAAGAUUUACGAACUAUUCAAAGGCUUCCUCAUCAAUAAUCUUGUCGUUCCCGUUCCCCUUUCAACAACAAAAAACACUUUAAAAUUCAAGACAAAAUUCUAUACAAUACACCAGAGAGAAAGAAAUAUUUCGACGUCGGCGGUUGUUCAGCGAAAAUUACUCAAAUUGCGAUAAAAUGUCUUAAAAUUUUCUCUUAAAGUCACGAAAAGAGGCGAUAUCCUAACUCAAUUCGACACUGAUCGAAUUUGUUCGCAAUCACAGCUUCCCCCACCCCUGAAAAUGAUGAUAACGCCUAAAUGUAGGCAACGUUCGGCGGUUUGCCGGCCCCCUGGGGGGGUCUCUUCGCAGUAAAACUCAUUUUAACUGUGGUCAGCACACCAACACGCCAGACAUCAAGGCUGAUCGAUGACGUGGCGGAAUUUAUUGGACGCAAACCAGCGUUGUUUACACACUUUGUUCCAUUAUUGCGCAUCAGUUUGCCGCGAUGCAGGCGAAACGCUCGUACUAAAUAUACUUCGGACUUUUGCUAAUAAUUGUUUUUCGCUAACAAACAACCGCCGCCACGUGUGCGAUACCAUCUAGAACUACAAACUAUGUUUACGCAGAUCCUUUCAACGUCCACUUGGGAGAAAAAUGUGUGAAGAUAGUGGACGGGACAGCAAAUUGAAGAGUCACAGAUAUUAUACUGAUAUAAUCGGUUCUUAUGCAAAGAAACAUAUCGUUAUAUUAAAAAUUAAUGAGAUAAUAGGUUUAAACAAGCUAGCAACUAAGCCUAGGACAUAACAAAACACACUUAACAACAAUAUAUCAUAUUGGCUGAGGCAUUUACUUAUCGUAUGUUAAGUAUAUACUAAUAUAUAUAAUCUAAAAAAUACAACUGAACAAGAGUAUCUCUAAAGGCAACAAAUGAAAAUCAAACAUUGGAGCAAGAGAGAAAGAGCAACAUGCCCUGAAGAAGUUAUGGUUAAAUUAUCCAAUAGUACACAAGGAAAGUAAAAACAAAAGGAAAAGCAACACGAUGCAUAUCACAACUUUCACUUCCUUCAUUUUCAACCAUUUAUAAGAGUUCAACAUUCUCGACUGAAGGCAAAGUGUUUUCAAGUUUAAAACACACACAAAAUAGACAUAUCGUAAACAACAAAACGUUACAAUCAAAGUGAAGAGAGAAUAACAAAUAUUUCCAUUCGAUGAAAUCAAAAUUACACAAGAGCAAAGCACACAAAGAAAAAAAAUCAGUCCGAUCAGGCUGAAAACGAAUACCAAAACAUCAAAGCAAAGAAAAAAACAAACGAACUUGUCGCACACACCCUAUCACAAAUCGUCCAACGUGCUAGAAAGUCGAAAAACUGUUCCAAAACCAAAACAGCGAGUCCUUUGAACUUUCUAGGACCUUGGCCGAACGUGUGGCGACAAACCAAAAGCAUCGACUAACAACAUACUGCAACGCUAACGCUAACGCUAGAAAAAAAAAACACUUGCUUCUUUGGCCUAAGUUAUGGGUUACACACACUCACAACGUGUAAUCGGGAUAUGGUGCCACAGAGAUCUAACACUAAACAAGACGCGCAAAACAAUGACAAACACACACACACUCUUACAAGAAAAAACAACUUUUUGAACGCAACCAAAUAAACUCGCACACUUACAUACUGAGACGCACGAUUUUUUCUUACAAAAUAAAAAAAACUUCACGAGUAUUUACAACAAAAAAUCCCACAGACAAACAAAAAAAACUUUCGCAUAAGUGUUUUUGAAAAUUUGUGUAACUCUUCUUAUAAGACUAACGAGCAACAUUGCACCAACACACUCACACACCAAGACAACACAUUCUCUCUACGAUGUACAGAUCAAACAGCUACUGAACAACAUUCUUUCACACAUACACGCCCACUCACUCAACUCAAACAGCAGUUAUCAGGAGAAAAACCAAGGAAAAUCAGAAAGUAUAUGUGUAUAUCUCUCAAAACUCAAA
Messenger RNA from Culex quinquefasciatus (southern house mosquito), 4211 nucleotides. Its product is annotated as prohormone-3. The record is from RefSeq and is a predicted model, not a curated record. Bases 759 to 1412 code for a protein of 217 amino acids. NCBI's taxonomy places the organism in Eukaryota, Metazoa, Arthropoda, Insecta, Diptera, Culicidae. The transcript is spliced from 7 exons.